Neodiprion fabricii is the source of this 1944-nucleotide messenger RNA. RefSeq lists its product as uncharacterized. The transcript has 3 exons. Lineage: Eukaryota; Metazoa; Arthropoda; Insecta; Hymenoptera; Diprionidae. The record is from RefSeq and is a predicted model, not a curated record. Bases 737 to 1804 code for a protein of 355 amino acids.
AGUAGCCUAAUAGCCGUAAAUGUCCUGUACAAAGUUUUAUAAAUACUUAGCUUCGAGAAUCCCCAAUCGAAGCCAGGCAUCCGAUCAAGUAAUACAUAAAGAAUUGACAAGAGUCUCGAUUCACUCACGUGAAUCAUUUCUCAAUUCACGGAUAAUCUGAUGUGGAACAAGGUAUAUUAUCCGUAUAGACAACGCGGCUCCAUACGCUUUUUCCUCCCGCGGUUGAUUCUAGCGUGAAAUCAGGCACGCCUAAUCUGUUCGCCGAAUGACGGUGACGGCGUUGUAUUCGCUCCGUAUUCCGUAUACCGCCGGAAUCCUUUUCACCAACAGAAAAUAAUUAACCGCGUAUAAUAAGAAUUGCGGAUGAGAUGAUAUCACCGCGUGUGUGUUGAAAAAUCCCGACGAGUGAGUGAAAAACGUUUCAAGAUCCGCGUCAGUUACAGUUCAUCGGUUCACGAAGGUCCCGGGUGCUGAUUGGCCGUCGAUUUCCAGUUUCCUUCCAGGAUGCGUUUCGUUCUGUCGCCUUAGCAAGGACGCGAACCGCCUAUAAGAGACACCGCGCGAGUCUCCGUACCGUAGUUGAUUUCCGAACAGCGUUCUGCCUUCUCGCCCGAUCGUCGCUCCUCGAAGAAGCUCUCGAGACCCCACCACCUCUGCAUAAGGACUACUUAAACAAGGACCUUCGACGAGUGGUCGCAAGCGGGUGACGCCGGCGAUAAAGAACGUAUCGGCGAAGAUGCCGCGAACCUUGGCGAAAGGGCUCCUCGUCCUCCUGGCACUUAAUUCCGCGACUUGCUCUUUCGCUCCUCCGAGCGUCGGAGGUGCCGCGGAAUCCGCUCUUUCUCUGAGCGACAUAACGCAGCGGAAGAGCGGUUCGGAAUACGUCGCACUCGGUGACGGGAGGACUAGCAAUUCCGAGAGCAAGGGAUUCGACAAGGGCGAAAAGGGCUAUCAUGGACUGAACGAGGAUCGUGGUCACUACGACGAUCGGGACAGCAUCCAGAAGGGAUACGACGUCGGUAAGCACAGCUCGGGACAGAGUCAGUCGGUAAAUCAGGGGAACAACGAGUUCAAACAGCACGGAAGCGGGGACUAUAAAAAGGGCUAUCACAAAAGUGGCUUCACCAACAACUACCACAAGGACGAGUCGGGGAACAAGGCCAGCUUCUACGAGGACAGCGACGACGAACGCGGUCACAGGGGAUACGACAAUCGCGCCGGGUAUUACGGGAAAAAGGCUGACGACGCCUACAGAGACGGAAGGUACGACGGAGCCUUCAAUGGGAGGAACAACGGGCAUCAAGGAUUCUACGAUAACGGUGCGAGAUACGACAAUCGGCAAGGCCACGCUGACGGUUACGACGACAGUCGAUAUCACGAUGACAGAAGGAACUAUCUGCAUGAUGGUUCCGGCAGAUACUACGACAGGAAUGGAAACGAAGUUUAUUACCGCAGAGAGCAGCCCUAUCAGCAGCCUUAUCACAGUCACGCUCAAUACCCUCAGGCGCCUUUGGUCUCCGGACCACUCUACUCCAAGGAUUACCUAGACGCCCCACCACCAAGGUAUAUUUCCUCCGAGGAGUCCUACAGAGGCGGAAGAAGAUUUGGAUAUUUUCCCAACCGGAGAGACUAUCACGAAACGGAAUAUUACUAUCCUGGAAGAGGUCGCUCGUAUGACGAUCCUUACAUUGGUGGUGGUGGCGGCUACCGUGGAGGUAGUUACGGAAGUGCUCAUUCGCGAGGAUACCGAAAAGCUUAUCACCAACCACUGGACGCUCAUUACGGAUACAGAAGAACGUAUUGAUCGCAUACCUGUUCCAAUAUUGUCUACGCAGCUACUACAUGUACAAAAGAUGAAUGAAUAAAUUAACGAACAUAUUUUGUUAACAUGAAUAAAUUUUAACUAUAAAUCCUAAAUACACUGACACUGUGAGAGAAAUUUUU